AUGCGCGCCAGCAGCAAGAGGCGGACCGGCUGGUGCCCGCGGGCGGCGCUUCUGCUUCUAGCGGUUCUCACCUUUGGCAGCUUCCACCACGGACUAGGGGAUAACGUCAGCCUGAGAAAGAAUAUCAGCAAAAGAAGCAACCAGGGUCAGCAUCUGAAUCUAUUGGACAGUCUUCGCCCUUUGCGGCGCACAAAAAGAAGAUGGAUUAUUGCCACCCUGGAACUUGAGGAGGAAGACAAAGGCCCAUUCCCUAAAUUCGUUGGAGAGCUCUUCAAUAAUAAAUCACAAGAUAUGACCAUAAAAUAUUUAAUCAGUGGUCCGGGUGUCGAUGAGUAUCCAGAGCCUGGCUUGUUUUCUCUCGGGGAUGAUUCCCGGGGACUCGUUUAUGUACAUCGUUCCAUUGAUCGAGAGACCACUCCUUCUUUCUUAGUACGUUUUGAUGUUGCAAGUACAGCUACUGGAGAGAUAGUAGACAGAUCGUUACUCUUCAAUGUUAAGAUUAACGACAUAAAUGAUAAUGCUCCAAAGUUUUCCCAGAACGAAUUUAACAUCACUGUGAAAGAAAAUCACCAUAGAGAUGAACCAGUUUUCCAUAUUACGGCCUCUGACAAUGAUGAAGAAGGCACAGCCAAUUCUCGAGUGGCGUAUUCCCUUGUUUCACAGACCCCUAGUCCAAAGGAGCCUGUCUUCACUGUUGAACCAUCAACUGGUCUGAUUCGCAUUUCAGGAUGUUCACACUACGAGGGUGCCACCACUUUUAAACUCCUGAUCAAGGCUACGGACCAUGGAAUUCCUCAGCUGUCAUCAACGGCAACGGUUAAUGUUGCCAUUGAAGAUUCGAACAACCACCUGCCUGAGUUUACUAAAGAAAAUUAUCGACUGGAUGUCACAGAAGGCCAAACAGAAGGUGAUGUCCUACGCCUCAGUGUGGAAGAUAAAGACACUCGAGGCACAUCUGCUUGGAAAGCAAAAUAUAAGAUCGUGAGAGGAAACGAAAGAGGGAAUUUUAUCAUUAAGACAGAUCCUAACACCAACGAUGGGGUUAUAAGCAUCAUAAAGCCUUUGGUUUAUGAUGACAUCCCUGGAAGGAGCCUCGUCAUAUCUGUGGAGAAUGAAGAACCCUUUUCUUCAUGUGACAGAGGCCAAAUGCGGAGCCUUCAUGUAACCCCCAGGAAUGCAGUUGUGAAUGUUACUGUCCUAGACACCAAUGAUGCCCCUCAGUUUCAUCCUCCUGUCCUUGCUCUUCGUCGAGAGGAAGGGAUGAGGCCUGGGACCCAUCUUGGGCAGUACACAGCUAGGGACCCAGACAGGGUCUCGAAUGCAAUAAGAUAUAAAGUAGCUUUUGACCCAGCUCGCUGGGUGGCUGUCGAAGAAAGCUCUGGGAUUUUAACAACAAAGGAAAUCCUGGACCGAGAAUCUCCCUGGGUGAACAGCAGCACCUACACCAUCCUCAUCCAUGCCAUUGAUGAUGGUGUGCCACCACAGACGGGCACAGGCACCGUCCAGCUUUUCCUGUUUGACAUUAAUGACAGUGCACCAAAACUCAUCACACCAUUUCUGGAGGUCUGUGAGGGAACAGAGAAACGUCUGUUCCAGAUUGAAGCUGAGGACAAAGAUGACUUCCCUCAUGCGGGGCCUUUUACAUUCCACCUGGUUGGGGGCUCAGAGAGCACAAAGGAUGUUUGGAAACUGGGACAGAAUUUUGGUAAUUCAGCUGAGCUGCUGAUGUUGAAAAGCCUCCCUGCUGGCAACUACUCGGUGCCUUUCCGUAUUUUGGACAAGCAGGCCUUCUCCAGGGACCAGAGCCUCUAUGUCAGGGUGUGUCCCUGUCUGGAUGGGAGGACGUGUGAUCCAGAGGCUGCAUAUGCCUAAGCGGUAGUUGGGGGUGGAGCGAUUGCUGCCAUCUUGGCUGCGAUCUUCUUAUUCAUGUUGGGCUUAGGCCUCCUCCUGUGGUGCUCCUGCUAUUCUGACACAGCCUCGAAGAACAACGUGCCUUUCAUUCCAAGUGAAACGGGAAACCAGUCUUUAAUCCACUACAAUGAAGAAAGCCACCAAGUGCUGUCUCAGGACACGCCUGAUGCUAGAUAUCGUAUUUCACCAUCCGCUGUGUAUGCAGAAAUUCUCAAGGAGAAGCUCCCAGCUCUUAAGGAAGUACCUAGAAUGACCACCUCGCAUUCCCGGACAUCCAGUCAAGUUCACUUUGAAGAAACUUUCUCUCACGGCCAAGGAAUGAUCCAGGAAAAACCAUUGGGGAACACUGACUAUUCCUACGGAAGGAUAGUGCUACCAACAAGAGAUCCCAAUCCUUUCUGGAACCAGCAGAGCUUGAAUUCUCAAAGGAAUGAAAUGACCUGGAACAAACCACAUGACUACUUUGUAGAGGCCGUGGGCAAAAUGCUGAAUCAGAGACUCCACCACGUUGCCAGCCUAGAGGACGACGUGAUGGAUUCUGGCUCACCACUUGUUUUUGCUGAAGAAGGAAGCGUGGGGGAGAAUGAAUCCUUAUGGUCCCUCCCUUUGACAGAGGACAGCGGCCUGCCUCCAGACUUCAUGGAUACACUGGGGCCUAGGUUUGCCCCCUUGAGCAGAAUGUGCAGCAAGUGA
Messenger RNA from Heteronotia binoei (common prickly gecko), 2604 nucleotides. RefSeq names its product cadherin 26 (gene CDH26). The transcript has 18 exons. The record is from RefSeq and is a predicted model, not a curated record. Gene Ontology annotation, cellular component: plasma membrane; catenin complex; adherens junction. Lineage: Eukaryota; Metazoa; Chordata; Lepidosauria; Squamata; Gekkonidae. Gene Ontology annotation, molecular function: calcium ion binding; cadherin binding. Gene Ontology annotation, biological process: calcium-dependent cell-cell adhesion; multicellular organism development; cell-cell junction assembly.